Protopterus annectens (West African lungfish) is the source of this 4186-nucleotide messenger RNA. It is a transcript of the gene KLC1, whose product is annotated as kinesin light chain 1. The record is from RefSeq and is a predicted model, not a curated record. Lineage: Eukaryota; Metazoa; Chordata; Ceratodontiformes; Protopteridae. Bases 537 to 2336 code for a protein of 599 amino acids. The transcript is spliced from 16 exons. Gene Ontology annotation, cellular component: membrane-bounded organelle; kinesin complex; cytoplasm. Gene Ontology annotation, molecular function: kinesin binding. Gene Ontology annotation, biological process: axo-dendritic transport.
CUCAGCAAAAGGGAUUGUGGGGAGGAAGAACUCGCCAUAUUCACUGGAAAAAAAGGGGUGCUUGUUUCUGUUGUGGAAUAGACCGAAGGAUACAUUUAACUACUGCCUCUGUUAGAAAAGACUGGACAUUUGCGUUGCGCAAUAUGUGAAAUAAAGAUUACUGUUAGAGAGAGUGGCAGAACUGAAGCUUUUAUGAACAGUAAAUGGUUAAGCUAUUUUGUAAGCGAAUGAACUGAAAGAAGUAAUAGGAAAGGCACUGAACGGGCUGUGCCGGUUCGGCCUUGACAUCGGCUGAAUUACCGUGACAGGGGGUGGGGACUCGGAAAGACAUCUGUAAACGAGGAAAUCACUGUUGAUCUGUCAGAAGAAAAGUGAUUGACAACACAGGGGUUCUUCCUGGAUUGAACAUUCGCUAUAGAACGUGUAAUCCUUCCUUCUGCUUGCUCCUUCAAAGAAAAAAAAUAGUUUGCUGACCACAAGACUGAUAUUGCCUGCUGGCAUUAGGAUUGCUCCGCAAUGAAAGACUGUCUGCCAGCAUGCAUGAGAACAUGUCUACAAUGGUGUACAUGAAGGAAGAUAAGUUGGAAAAGCUCACCCAGGAUGAGAUCAUUUCAAAGACCAAACAGGUGAUCCACGGUCUUGAGGCCCUUAAAAAUGAACACAACUCCAUUUUACAGAGUUUAUUGGAGACUCUUAAAUGUCUGAAAAAAGAUGAGGAGACGCACCUAGUGGAGGAGAAAUCCAGUAUGAUUCGUAAAUCGCUGGAAAUGCUAGAGCUUGGCCUUAGCGAAGCACAGGUAAUGGUAGCACUUUCAAACCACUUAAGUGCAGUUGAGUCUGAGAAGCAGAAACUUCGUGCUCAAGUACGCCGUCUGUGCCAGGAAAACCAGUGGCUAAGAGAUGAGCUUGCAAAUACGCAACAGAAACUGCAGAGGAGUGAACAGAGUGUUGCUCAGCUAGAAGAAGAAAAGAAACACCUGGAAUUUAUGAAUCAGCUUAAAAAAUAUGAUGAGGAUGUGUCCCCACUGGAUGACAAAGAUACAGACUCUACAAAAGAACCUCUUGAUGAUCUGUUCCCAAAUGAUGAAGAUGACCAAGGAACUGGAAUACAGCAACAACACAGCAGUGCAGCUGCUGCAGCCCAACAAGGUGGCUAUGAAAUCCCAGCGAGAUUGCGGACUCUUCAUAACUUGGUCAUACAGUACGCUUCCCAGAGCAGAUAUGAAGUUGCUGUUCCUCUUUGCAAACAGGCACUUGAAGAUCUGGAGAAAACUUCAGGACACGAUCAUCCUGAUGUUGCUACUAUGCUUAAUAUUCUCGCAUUGGUAUACAGGGACCAGAACAAGUACAAAGAAGCUGCAAACCUGCUCAACGAUGCCUUGGCUAUCCGAGAAAAGACAUUGGGCAAAGAUCAUCCUGCGGUGGCUGCCACACUUAAUAACCUUGCAGUACUGUAUGGUAAACGAGGAAAGUAUAAGGAAGCUGAACCUUUGUGUAAAAGAGCCCUCGAGAUCAGAGAAAAGGUACUCGGUAAAGACCACCCAGAUGUUGCUAAGCAGCUGAACAACUUGGCAUUGCUAUGUCAGAACCAAGGCAAGUAUGAGGAAGUAGAAUACUACUACCAGAGGGCACUUGACAUUUACCAGACAAAACUUGGGCCAGACGAUCCCAAUGUUGCAAAAACAAAGAAUAACUUGGCUUCAUGCUACCUGAAACAAGCCAAAUUCAAGCAAGCAGAAACAUUAUACAAGGAAAUUCUUACUCGAGCACAUGAGAGGGAGUUUGGCUGUGUAGAUGAUGAAAACAAACCAAUCUGGAUGCAUGCCGAGGAAAGAGAAGAGUCCAAAGGCAAGCAGAAAGAUGGAUCAUCAUUCGGAGAGUAUGGCGGUUGGUAUAAAGCUUGCAAGGUGGACAGUCCCACAGUGACAACCACUUUAAAGAACCUUGGUGCACUUUAUAGACGUCAGGGCAAGUUUGAAGCUGCUGAAACUCUGGAGGAGGCAGCUAUGAGGUCUCGAAAACAAGGUCUUGACACUGUUCACAAACAGAGAGUUGCUGAAGUGUUAAAUGAUCCUGAAAGUAUGGAGAAACGAAGAAGUCGGGAAAGCCUCAAUGUUGAUGUGGUAAAGUACGAGAGUGGUCCUGAUGGAGGCGAGGAAGUGAGUAUGUGCGUAGAAUGGAAUGGGGAUGGCACCGGAUCUUUAAAACGUAGUGGCUCCUUUAGUAAACUCCGUGCUUCAAUUCGACGCAGUAGCGAAAAGUUGGUCAGAAAGCUAAAGGGAGGAGGUUCACGCGAUGGUGACCCAAAGAAUCCUGGCAAUGAAAUCAUUGUCUGACUCCAGAGGCCUGAGUGCCAGCCAGUUUCGUUUUGGCACAUUGAUGACCUUGAGCAAAAGCCAGCUUAAAAUUCCUGUGUGGAUGAAGAAGCACUGAGACAAACUAUUUUUCCUCAUCCUUGCACAUUGGAUUGUAGGAUCUUGCAGACCCUCCUGCAGUCUGACUGUAGAAUUUCUUUCCAAUUCGACUGUUAUUUUUUUUUCUGUUUUGCAUUUUUGUCCUAAACAGAUACUAAGCCGGAAAAAGUAUGAUCAUUUGCACUAAAAUAUCAUUUGCAUUUUGUGCGAUAUGUUUGUGAUUGUAUAUAGUAUGUGUCACAGACAUUUAGGCACAAUGUCAAGCUUCAUACCACACUGUGCUUUGUGAGUUGUUUCUCAUGGUUUGGGUUGUGAAAAAUAUUUAAAAUCCACUCGAGGCAACUGUUACCUCCCUGCACAAGUCAGUAUUAGGCAGCAUGUCUUGUGUAGUUUCCAACAGCAUUUAUGUUGUGGAGAAAGCUCCAGCAACUUCAGAUAUAAAGUUCCUGUAUCCUAAAUCCAUCUUUCUGAUUUGGGUAUUCCUUCCAGACAUCUGACCAUAUGAAGGGGGCAGGGACAUUAUUGCCAGCAAGCUAGCAGCCCCACUAUGCUCUUGGAGCAAGCCACUUGUAUGUUUGUGUUCAUGUGUCAGCACUGAGUAUUACUCCGAAGUGUUCCACCUGCACUUAAGUUCUGUGAACUGUAAAUACUAGAGUUAUGGUCUUAGCAGUGAUUUUGCCUCUUUGCAAAUUCAUUUUGAUGGUAUGAAAAGUGGAGAUCGUGUAUAAAAUUGGAGUGUUAGCUCUGUCAUUGCUAGAUAGCCAGAAAAAAAAUUAUGAAUGCAGUAAUUUACCAUUGUGGCAGAAAGCAAACAUGGUUAUUUCAUUGUUUUCUCCAUGCAUUUCUGUUUGUAUUAUCUGGCAUUUCUGAAUGACAGUUAAUAAAUUCCAUUAGUCCACUUUUUGUGCAGAUAGGUCCUGCAUUUUGAGUUUAUUUAUGCCAUGCUCCUGUACUGAACAUAUCACUGAAAACAUUUGGACUGGUGUGUUGUGAAUGUGAGUGCAUGUGUAACUUGGUUUUCUUUUGUAGUCUGUUUUUCUUUUCUUUUGAAACAAAACAGCAGAAAUGCAGUUAGAAAUCCCUACUUUCCUUACAUUUUUUAAAGGCAGGUCCUCAGAAUGAUAUAACUUGGUAUACUCCUACACUAGUGCCUUUAUAGAGUAGUCACUUAAGCAGUAAGUUUGAAUGAUGUUUUGUUGAAUCAAGUGUGCUGCUGGCAUUAGGAGGUCAAUAAGGGUUUGCUGUUUAGAUUGGAGGGGUAUCAUGACCCAGGAUGUGCAUCUUUUUAGUCAGAAUUUUUAGCAGUGCCAUCUUGGCUAUGCAGCAGGUAGUUUCACAUUUUUUACAGUGUGUAAAUACUUAAUGGCUGCUAUUUCAUGCAGUAUUUUAUAGCAGAAGCUGCUCCUGUGGUUAGCGGCACUUUGGUAACGGAUGGAUGUAUGGUUAUUUCAGAAAUAUAGCAAGUGUUAUUUACAAGUAUUUAAACAGUUAUGAGGCAUUAUUUAUGGAAUGCAGUCAUGAUUUUUUUUGUGUACAAAAGUGUUACAUUUGAGUUUAAUUUGUUGGCAGUUUUUCUUUUUAAGAUAUUCACUUUGUUGGCUGCAUCCAGCAGUGCUUUUCCAAAUGGCAAGUAACUUUUGAAAUAAUAUAAAAACAUAUAUUUUAUAUCUAAAAUUAGUUAACAUACUGUAAUAAGAAUAACAUUUAAACAUCACAAGUAACUGGAAUUUAUUAUGUAACUUAAUUGAGCAAAAAAUAAAAUUAUUAAAGAA